GCACAUUUCUACCGACUUUUUGCCGAACGUGGAAACGGUGUUCAACGGCAAGUGGUGGAUGCGUACACAGAUUUACAAACAUCUGAUGUUUGUUGUUGUGCACAGUGAAUUUGUUGCGAGUAUUCAAAAGUGUUUUCAGGUUGUUUUAGCGGCAAUUAUAGCAUUGUUAUCAUUGAUAGACAAUUUUCAAAGACAACGGGACGUCGGAAGUGCAUUCUUUGUGGAGUUAGCAGUGAAAAAACUGAGGCAACCUUCCACAGGUUUCCUAGUGAUAAGAAAAAACAAGAAGAAUGGUGCAUUAUCCUCAAUAUUGACAUAAAUGAUUUACCACUUCAUGCCUUUAUUUGCGCAAAUCAUUUUCACAAAAGUGAUUUAAUAGAAGGCAAAAGAACUCAACUAAAGCAUUCAGCAGUUCCAUCAGUAGAGCCUUUGAGGCAAACAGAGUAAGUCCUUAAUUAUAUUUAGCUAUUGGAUGAAAUGGAAUAUUUUGUUGCUAUACUUUUACUUAUCUAUUUUAAAGUGAUUCCAGUGAUGAGGAGAAUGAAAUCAAUCUUGCCCAGGAAAUUGCCCUAUAAUCCAACUUAAGCUCCACAAUAAAUGUAG
Molecule: messenger RNA, 603 nt
Organism: Acanthoscelides obtectus
Lineage: Eukaryota; Metazoa; Arthropoda; Insecta; Coleoptera; Chrysomelidae
Source: the annotation of a GenBank genome assembly